This is a messenger RNA of Anopheles moucheti, 2179 nucleotides long. RefSeq names its product TOM1-like protein 2. NCBI's taxonomy places the organism in Eukaryota, Metazoa, Arthropoda, Insecta, Diptera, Culicidae. The record is from RefSeq and is a predicted model, not a curated record. Gene Ontology annotation, cellular component: membrane; endosome. Bases 542 to 2176 code for a protein of 544 amino acids. The transcript has 9 exons. Gene Ontology annotation, molecular function: phosphatidylinositol binding; ubiquitin binding; clathrin binding. Gene Ontology annotation, biological process: signal transduction.
AGACCAUUCGUAGUCGUAGACGAGUUUUUCCAAGGGUUCCAUAAAGUAAGGGUGACGGACGUGUGUGCCGCACUGCAAAUUAAUUCAUUAGUGGGAUCUUUAAACCCUUUCAUUAUUAUUGUUUUGUUUGUUUUAGACUUAUCGUUCUCGUUGUUCGACCGUACUUUCCAUACGCAAAAGCGAAUAGGAAAGGUGACCGGAACCGAGUGAAAACUGUGUGCUGCUUUGCUUGGUGUUCGAGCCACGAAGCGCUUAGAUAGUUCGCACUUAUCGAUUUGUCCGGAGUCGAACCGGAAAGAACCCGGCUAAAGAGAAGCAAAGAAAAGGAAAAACUUCCUACGUGUGUGUGUGCGUCUGUGUGUGCGCAAGUUGCAAGUGUGUCCUUGCUGCUUUUCCUGGCAAAGUAAAGGCGACGUGUUGUGUCCACCGUGAAAAUUAAUUCCUUCAGGGGGUGAAAUCCCAACGUGUGUGUUGUUGUGUGCCAACGUCUACCUCCCGGAUCUUCUUGCAGCGGAAGGGAAUUCAAGGAGUUUCAGUAAAAAUGACAUCAUUCUUCAACGUUGGUGCCCUCGGAGGCAACCCAUUUUCGACGCCCGUUGGGCAGAAAAUUGAACAAGCGACAGAUGCUAGUCUGGCCUCGGAGAACUGGGCACUCAACAUGGAAAUCUGUGAUAUGAUCAACGAAUCGUCCGACGGUGCCCGGGACGCAAUGAAAGCGAUUCGCAAGCGACUGACACAAAACGCCGGCAAGAACUAUACCGUCAUCAUGUACACGCUGACGGUGCUGGAAACGUGCGUGAAGAACUGUGGCAAAGCGUUCCACGUGCUGGUCGCAAACAAAGAAUUUAUCCAGGAGCUGGUGAAGCUGAUCGGUCCCAAGAACGAUCCACCGCCGAUCGUGCAGGAGAAGGUGCUGAGCCUGAUUCAGAUCUGGGCCGAUGCGUUUCGUUCCCAGCCCGACCUGAACGGUGUGGUUCAGGUGUAUCAAGAACUGAAGAAUAAAGGCAUCGAAUUUCCGGCGACGGAUCUGGACGCAAUCGCACCGAUUUACACACCGCAAAGGAGUGUCCCCGAUGGUGCUCCAGCACCGGAAACGGUUAACACUCUACCGGUUUCUCCACAUCAUCAUGCCUCACAGACGCCGGGAUCGCCAGCAAUGCCUCCACCGUCAUCGAUGUCGCAAGAUCAAAUCGCUAAACUGCAAUCGGAACUAGAUAUUGUGGCCAUGAACAUGUCCAUUCUCGGGGAGAUGCUUACCGAGCUCAAGCCGGGGCAGGAAGAUGCAACCGAUUACAAACUGUUAAACGAUCUAACUUCUACUUGUCGGGAAAUGCAAAGCCGAAUCGUCGAUCUAAUCGGCAAAGUACAGCACGACGAGCUUACGGCGGAACUGCUACGAUUGAACGACGAGCUAAACAAUCUGUUCCUUCGGCACGCCCGGUACGAGAAAAACCGUGACCCGAAGAAUGCUUCCAGUGCGACACCAUCCGCCAUCCUCGGCGCCGCUCUCGGGGCGGUCGAAAUGCGCGAUCCAUCGUUGAUCGAUCUGAGCGAGGAAACGGGCGCUAGCGGUGGUGGUAGCGCACACGCGAACGUCAGCUCGCAACUAGCUGGACUAAGCCUCGCGGCGGCCGGAUCAACGGCAACCGCAUCGUCACAGCUGGCCCAACUAACGAGCGUCACCGCUCAGUCCGGUUCGGCGAUGGUAGCGAAAUCGCCGAACAGAACAACCACCAAGGCUGGCAGCAACAUUCCACCGGACGUCGUAUCGGACGAGUUCGAUAUGUUUGCCCAAUCACGUAACAACACCACCGGUGAUAAAGAACCUUCCAGAUUAGAUCUUUUGGGGGCGACUGCAGGCAACACAGCUUUGGGCACGAGGGAAUCGGAAUUUGACGAGAUUGAACAGUGGCUGGGAAAUCCGGAUGAUAUUGACCAUCUCGAGGCGCAAAUGGCGGCCGCCGGAGCGAUGGGUGGUGGUGAUGGUGCCGGUACCGGUACCGGCACGGAGGAAAGCUUAACGAGCAAGGAGUUCGAAAAGUUCCUUGCCGAACGGGCGGCCGUUGCUGAAACCUUACCGACGAUCAGUAGCAACAGCAGCAGUAACAGUCCGGCAACCACCGCUAAAGAUCGCAAGAAAAAGACCGACGAAACCGAUGGUCUGCUAGCGCUGUGAGGU